GUUUUACUUUAUUAAUUCUGUUGUUGUUCAAACUUGACAAAGUUUUAAGAGUUCGUAUACCAUAGGACCGGCCCAUUAUGAGCAUGCUACACCCGAAUCAAUACGACGUCGUUCUAUUAAAAAAACGCGCACAACGGCCUUCUCGAAAUCGGCGCGUCUUUCUUCCCAUAGCUGCGUCUUUUGACAUUGGCUAUUUACAUUUCUCGAAAAACUUUCUGACUUCACGCUUCCAUCAAGUUCCGUCAGACAGAGUUCCACCAUUCGAAGUGCAUUCUGAAGAAGGAAAAGUAAGAAUCCGAACGAAGAAGAACGUUUUGCAGAUCGAGAAAAUGACGAGGUCUAAAGGCAAAACAGUUGCAAGGAGAACAAGAAGUGCUGUAGCUCCUGAAAAUGAAACUCAGCAUACAGAACAUCACAAUGAAACUGCAAGGAUACUGAACACAGAAGAACCGAUUCUAAGGCUAGAAUAUCAUCAGCCAACAACAAGCAAAAAAAGAAAAGCAGCCCCAAAAAAGAAGAAAGCAGAAUCUGAAGAAUCAGACGAUGAAUAUGAAGAAGUGGAGACAAGCAACAGGCCGCCUUCUGUAAAUCUAAGAACAAGAGUAGGACCAGCCCCUUUCAUAAAGUUGAUUAACCAAUUAGAUGAAAGAAAAAAAGCAGCAGUUGAAAGGAUUGGAUUUGGGGGAUUACUGCAUUUAAACUUUGACAGAUUCUGUGGAGAUUUGGUUGCGUUUUUGUUGAAGAACUUUAGACCAAUUUCAGGACAGCUACAACUUGCCAAUGGUGAGCUGCUAGAUAUUGAAGAUGAAGAUGUCAAAGAUGUAUUUGGUCUGCCAAAGGGAAAGAUAGAAGUUCAAGAAGCGAAUGCGAAGAAUGAAACUGAAGAGUAUACCCAACUGCUAAAAGAAUGGAGAGAAGAAUGGGGGAUUGAUAAAGGAAGCCCUCAAACAUCAAAAAUGAUUGAAAAAAUAGUUGCAGAUACUGACUCUGGAGACAGAUUCAUCAGAAACUUUGUGGUCUUUACAGUCUCUUGCCUGAUCAGAGGAAACCAGAGUGUUAACAGCAAUUUUAAAAUAUUGAUGUCUUUGGUUAAUGUAGCUGAUAUACCAAACAUGAAUUGGUGCAACUACACAAUAAGAUCGUUGAUGGAUGCAAGCGAGGAAUGGCAAAC
This is a messenger RNA of Cuscuta europaea, 1171 nucleotides long. The record is from the annotation of a GenBank genome assembly. Lineage: Eukaryota; Viridiplantae; Streptophyta; Magnoliopsida; Solanales; Convolvulaceae.